Aspergillus calidoustus is the source of this 1201-nucleotide messenger RNA. NCBI's taxonomy places the organism in Eukaryota, Fungi, Ascomycota, Eurotiomycetes, Eurotiales, Aspergillaceae. The record is from the annotation of a GenBank genome assembly.
CGAAAUCAUUCAAGUCCCCGCACCCUCCAGCUAUAUAUACUGUCGCUCCCUUAUCUUUCCUCGUGUUUCUGUUUCUCUAAUUAUUACUCGUGUGAGUCAGGCGCGUCUACGUCUCUUUAUGAAGCAUUUCCGGUCCUUUCGCUACUCAAUCGCAGCUUUUCGUCAACUCUCCUCUCCCUCCCUCGGCCUAACCUCCGCAUUUCCCCCGCUCCCUCGCACGUCUCCGAUAAUCGGAUCCGCAUUUAGACGCACAAUGGCUUCCGCAAUGGCUAAGCGCUUGGAGGGCAAGACGAUCGUUAUCACCGGUGCCUCAUCGGGAAUCGGUCGAAGCACAGCAAAGGAGUUCGCCCGCACGUCUCCCAAGAACCUGAAGCUUAUCGUGACAGCGCGGCGCAUUGACGCCCUCCAGGAGUUGGCUCAAGAAAUCAAGGAGGAGGUUGGUGACGGCGUUCAGACUCUCCCUGUGAAGCUGGACGUUAGCAACCCGGAGGAAGUCAAGAACUUUGUCCCAUCUCUUCCUGCUGAGUUCCAGGAUAUUGAUGUCCUGGUCAACAACGCUGGUCUUGUCAAGGGUGUGGCUCAGGCCCCGAACAUCGAUCCCGAAGACAUCAAUGUUAUGUUUGCAACCAACGUCACUGGUCUGAUCAACCUGACCCAAGCCGUCCUUCCCAUCUUUAAGAAGCGCAGCGACGGUGGCCGUGGAGAUAUCAUCAACAUUGGAAGCAUUGCUGGUCGCGAGCCCUACCCCGGUGGUAGUAUCUACUGCUCCACCAAGGCUGCUGUCAAGUCUUUCACCGAGGCACUGAGGAAGGAGCUCAUCUCCACCCGGAUUCGCAUCAUUGAGGUCGACCCCGGUCAAGUUGAGACUGAAUUCUCAGUUGUCCGCUUCUACGGAGACAAGUCAAAGGCCGAUGCCGUUUAUGCGAACUGCGAACCACUCACACCUGAAGAUAUCGCAGAAGUCAUUGUUUUCGCCGCUGGUCGGAGAGAAAACGUCGUUAUUGCCGAUACUCUUAUCUUCCCCAGUCACCAGGCUUCGCCCGGCCAUUUGUACAAGAAGGCCUAAGGGAGCGUGGAUAGAUAAUGUAUAUACAACCCUAAAUACAGGGAAUAGACAUCAGAAAUUAGAGGCAUGUUGAUCUUCAUACGUUCUACUACCGCACAUUAAUCAUAUAGACAUCAUCGGGAAGCGCGAAGAUGC